CGUGGUCUGCUGGGCAGGGGAUGUCCUUGCAACUCUGGGACCAGUCCUGCUUCUCCUCUUUGGUGGUCAGUUGUUCCCUCUGGCUUUUGUGAAGGUGGGCAAUUGCUGGAGUCAGGGGGUCCCAGGAGAGAGGAGGGGGCUGCAACUUUGGAAAGAACUUCCCCAAAGCAGGAGAAGGUCAACUCAGGCUCUGCAACCAACUCCUAAGACUCUUUGGUUGGACUCUCUCGCCAUGGGCACCACUUUCCACCCAAGGGAUGCCACUCAGAGCAUGCCAUGGACCAACUUCCUUGUGGCCAUGGUGGCCGUCUUCUUCCUCACGUUCCUAGGCCCUGCCGUGGCCAACGAGUACGACUAUGUGAGCUUCCAGUCGGACAUCGGUGCCUACCAGACGGGCCGCUUCUACACCAAGCCACCCCAGUGCGUUGCCAUCCCGGCUGAUCUCCGCUUGUGCCACAGCGUGGGUUACGACAAGAUGGUCCUGCCCAACCUCCUGGACCACGAGACCAUGGCCGAGGUCAAGCAGCAAGCCAGCAGCUGGGUGCCUUUGCUGAACAAGAACUGCCACAUUGGCACCCAGGUCUUCCUCUGCUCCCUCUUUGCCCCCGUCUGCCUGGACCGGCCCAUCUACCCCUGCCGGUGGCUCUGCGAGGCCGUGCGGGACUCCUGCGAGCCCGUCAUGCAGUUCUUCGGCUUCUACUGGCCCGAGAUGCUCAAGUGCGACCAGUUCCCGCAGGACGACGUGUGCAUCGCGAUGACGGCACCUAAUGCCACCGAGGCGUCCAAACCACAAGGGACGGCCGUGUGCCCACCUUGCGACAACGAGAUGAAAGCAGACGCCAUCCUCGACCACCUCUGUGCCAGCGAAUUUGCUUUAAAGAUGAAGAUCAAAGAGGUGAAAAAGGAAAACGGGGACAAGAAGAUCGUCCCCAAGAAGAAGAAGCCCUUGAAGCUGGGCACCAUCAAGAAGAAAGACCUCAAGAAGCUGGUGCUGUACUUGAAGAAUGGGGCGGACUGCCCUUGCCACCAGCUGGACAACCUCAACAACCACUUCCUCAUCAUGGGGCGCAAGGUGAAGACCCAGUACCUGCUGACGGCCAUCCACAAGUGGGACAAGAAGAACAAGGAGUUCAAGAAGUUCAUGAAGAAGAUGAAGAGCCCGGAGUGCCCAAUGUUUCAGUCGGUUUUCAAAUGAUCCGCUGGGCUCAAGCGCUGGGACUUCUGUUUCGUUGUCAUUGUUGUUGUCGUGCUGUAUUUUUUUCCCUGCUGGUUCUGAACUUGCACAGACUUUGACUUGAUGGCUCACCAACAUUGUUGUCUUCUUCUGUCAUCAUGGAUGUUGUCCAUCUUUUUUUCUAUCUGUCUUCCAGCUUUCUCACUACUUAUGUAGACAGGCUUGGGGUUAUGAACACAGCAUAUUAAGCUUUUAUGUGAAUCUUCUCUGAUUUUUUUGGUUAGAAACCCACAAUUUCAGCAGUGUGGAAAUGUUCCCUUCAAAAAAAUAUAUAUCCCAAUUUCUGAACAUCUACUUUUCCACCACCUGGUUUUGUUGGUUCUCCUGGGCUUGGGUCCAUCAUUGACUAUUUCCCACCGCUAAGUUCUGGCUUCUCCGGUUUUUAAUUAUGGUAUGAUGUCAUAACUGUUAUGAAGUCAAUUAAAUUUGUUUAUUUGAUGAUGCCACUGAGGCCAUAUAAAGGAGUAAGUCCGCGUCUACACUGUAGAGUUAAUACAGUUUGACACCACUUGAACUGCCAUAGCUCAAUGCUAUGGAAGAAUGAGAGUUGUUGUUUUACAGAGUUUGAGUCCAUUGUGGGAGUUCUAGUUUGGCAGAGAAGACUCAAAAUCGCAUUCAAAGCACCCCUGACAGAUGGCCAUCCAGCCUCUGUUUCAAAGUCUCCAAAGAAGUAGCCUCCACCACACUCUGGGGCAGAGAGUUCCACUGCUGAACGGCUCUCCUUACAGUCAGGAUGUUCUUCCUAAUGUUCAGGUGGAAUCUCCUUUCCUGUCUAUAUGCAAUGCCUUUUUUUGGGAAAAUUUAUAGACCAUCCUCCCUUGCCCACCGGCUACCAGAAUCCAAAUUAAUAAAUAAACAAACACCA
Anolis carolinensis (green anole) is the source of this 2099-nucleotide messenger RNA. It is a transcript of the gene sfrp1, whose product is annotated as secreted frizzled related protein 1. The coding region runs from base 233 to 1195 and encodes 320 amino acids. Gene Ontology annotation, molecular function: Wnt-protein binding. Gene Ontology annotation, biological process: canonical Wnt signaling pathway; non-canonical Wnt signaling pathway. Lineage: Eukaryota; Metazoa; Chordata; Lepidosauria; Squamata; Anolidae. The transcript is spliced from 4 exons. The record is from RefSeq and is a predicted model, not a curated record.